CUUUCUCUCUUCUCUCUCUCUCUCCCUCUUACCCGGCUCUGUUUGUUGAAUGUUGAUGCAUAUGAUGGCUAUAGAUUGCUGCAUAAGUGGUUAUAGACUAUAGUGCUUUGUUAUUAUUUAUUUGUUUAUUUAUUUAUGGGUUCAAUUUUCAAAUGAGUUAGUAAAUUUUUAGUUGAACUGGCAAGUUGAUCAUCUUUGUUAUGUUAUAGCAAUUGGAAGUUUUCAUGCUUUUAAUUAUGAUGCCUGCUGAAGAGAAUUGUUACAAUAGUUGCAAUUGUGGCUAGAUUGCAAUUUGAAGUUUAAACUUUAAACAUUUGAUUCCUCAUGGGAAGAAAAUUAAAAGUCCAGCUUUUGGCUUUCUGUAAUGAUUUUCGUGGUGGUUCUUGGUGAAUUUCAGGAAAAACAAGUCUUUGAAGAGUAAGCUGAGCGCAUGGAAGAAAAAUGUGUUAUGAUGGAACAGUGAUUCCUAGUGUUACAAGUAACAGUUAUGAUGAGAUGAGUUCCACUUUUUUAUAUGUUAGUGAUCAUGAUUUAUGAACUAGCUAUUGAUAUUUGUAAUGGGCACCAGGAUUUACUGCCUAUUGAAGAAUGAACUCAGCUGAAAAAUUCAAAACCAAAACUGAAACUCUUCAGUUUUGGAUUCAAUUAAUUUAAUAUACUUUUCUGUUUUGACUGCAUUGAAAUGUAACAUAUGAUGAUAUGAUGAACUUGUAAACAGAGACUGCCUUGAAGUUCUUGCCCCUACAAUGUUUGGACUGCUCCAGGCUAUUUAGUUUUGGUAUUCCUAUUGCUGUUUGUUAGUUUUGGUAUUCCUUGCAUUGUCAAAGUAUUAUCUUCAAUAUUGGCUGCACAAAUGCACUUAUGUAUGUUUUACAUUUGAGUUGGCUUCCUCUACAUUUUGCAGUACCUCUCUAUAUUGGCUGAUUGAAGAUUUUUAUUUUUCUAUUUGGGCAGAUUAUUUUUACUAAUGCCUCAUUCUAAAAUGGGUGAAAAUGAGAUUGUUGAAGAUUUAAAGGAUGAGGAUGAUGGAAAUGAAGAUACUGUUGAAAAUGAUUGUGACAAGAAUUCUAGAAAAAGAUCUUGGGUAUGGAAUCACUUUAUUGAGGAAAAAAAUUCUGAAGGGUCAAUAGCUAAGUGCAAAUAUUGUAAAAAAGUUUUAAGUGGGAGCACUAAAGGAGGAACGAGUCAUCUAAAACGCCAUCUAGAAAAAGUUUGCAAGAAGUAUCAAAAGAAUCCGACUAAUCAGUUGCUCUUACUACCAAGUUCAAAAGAUCCGAUAAAGGCUUUCAAAUUCAAUCAAGAAGAGAGUAGAAAAAUUCUUGCAAAAUUUAUCAUAUGUGCUGAGCUUCCAUUUCGUAUUGUUGAGCACACUGUUUUUCUGGAUUUUAUGAGAUCUCUUCAGCCAUUAUUCAAAAUUAUGGGUCGUAAGAUUGUAAAACAUGAUUGUAUGGCUUUAUAUCAGGAAGAGAGGAAAAAAUUGCAGGAUGUAUUCAAGAACCUAAGUUCUCGGGUUAGUUUCACUACUGAUAUUUGGACAUCUAAUCAGAAAAUUGGUUACAUUUCUUUCACAGCACAUUAUAUUGAUUCUGAUUUUGUUCUACAUAAGAAGAUUAUUAGUUUCAAGAAACUCCCAUACCCUCACACCAGCUUUGCAAUUGAAGAUGCUGUAAGAAAAUGUCUUGUUGAAUGGGAAUUGGAUUGUAAAAUAUGUGCUAUUACUUUGGAUAAUUGCAGCACAAAUGAUGCUGUAAUGAGAAAGCUCCGAGAUCACUUUUGUUAUUCAAUGUUGUUUAGUGAGGAGUACAGUCAUAUUAGAUGUUGUGCACAUAUAUUAAAUAUUAUGGUUCAAGAUGAAAUGAAAAUCAUUCAUGAAGCUAUUGAAUGUAUAAGAGAAAUUGCUAGAUAUGUUUCUGCAUCUCCAUCUCGAAUGCAAGCAUUUAAUGAAAUUGUACAACAUAUGAGACUUCCUGCUAGAAAAGGACUCACUUUAGAUGUUCCUACAAGAUGGAAUUCUACUUAUGAAAUGUUGCAUGAUGCACUUGGUUAUAAAGAUGCUCUUAUUAGAUAUGCAACUGAGCAUUCAUGUGUAUGCCCCACCAAUGAUGAACGGAAAAAGGCUUCUAUAAUUCUUAAAUUUUUAGAAGCCUUUCUUGAUUCCACUAAAGUAUUUUCUGGUUGUAAGUAUCCCACAUCCAAUUUAUACCUAAAAGAAGUUUGGGGAAUUAGGGCUUUGUUGAUGGAUGAAAGUAUCGAUACUGAUGAAACAGUGAAGCAAUUAACAAAUGAGAUGCUAAAGAAGUUUAACAAAUAUUGGUCUCAGUGCAAUAAUUUGUUGGUAAUUGUUUCUAUUUUGGAUUCCAGAUCAAAGUUGAUAUUUGUAGAGUUUUGUUAUCAAAAGGCAUUUGAGUUGGAGGAGUGCAAGAAAAAGAUUGAUGAUAUUCGUGCUUGUCUUUUUAAAUUGUAUAAUGAGUAUGUAGAUGCAACAAGAAUGCAGCCCUCUAUGAGUUCAAGUGAGCGAACAUCUAAUUUUGGUGGACAAGGUGAUAUAAGUUCAGUUUCUUCCAAAAAAAAAAUUGGUAUGAAUUUUGCUCAAUUUAGAAGUCAGAGUUCUUCAAAACGCUCUAAAAGAUCCGAGUUGGAUAGUUAUUUGGAUGAUGAUGUGCUUCCUGAUUUGGAGAAUAAGGAGUUUGACAUCUUGGCUUGGUGGAAGAGCAAUGCAACAGUCUAUCCUAUACUAUCAAGAAUAGCUCGAGAUGUUCUAGCUAUUCCAGUCUCCACUGUUUCAUCUGAGUCGGCAUUCAGCACUGGUGGUAGAGUUGUGGAUCAGUAUCGAAGCUCUUUGAGCCCUUCUACCGUAAAAGCCUUAGUUUGUACCCAAGAUUGGCUUCGUGAACAAUAUGAUGAAGUUGCAAAUUGCUCGAGUUCUGUAACGUUGAAUGUAGAUGACGACACCCUGGACUCCUGGAGUGGGCAAUUUGGGAGAACUGAAUGACAAUACCCUCAUCAGAUCUAGUUCAUACCUAAAGUAUCAAGUAUCAAGUAUGUUUGUUGAUGGAGUAUUUUCAUGUGGAUCAUGGUUAUUUGUUGCAAAAUUUUAUGAGAGUUGUAUGUUUUUGAACUGCAGGCCUGAAGCCGACUUCAGGGGGUUUCUCUAUUACAUGGAUAUGAUGAAUAUAUUAUUGUGCAGGGAACAACGACUUCAGGCCGAUGAUUUUUUUUUAUCCUCCUGUUUUUGAUGGAAUCCUUUUGUUUGGUUGCAGUUGUAUCGUUGCAGUUGGUUGCAUGGAAUGAAUUUUUUUCAAGUUGUCUUCAAACCAUCAGAUGCUAUUUUGUUAAUGAUCUGUCUGAUUGCCUACUUGGUCCAUCUCAUAUUUGAUUUAAGUUGAGUAGGUUGUUUGUUUGUCGACAUUUUUGCUUGUAUGUUUUCAUGUACUUGUAUUUGCACAUACACCUCUGUGAAAUUGUCCUCUAUGCAGCCGUGCAGGUGAUCUGUCAUUUGAGCGUAUUAACUUUACCUCAGUGGAGGUCCCCAUACUUAUUGAUCAAUACUUUUGUCCUGGUCAGCAAUGCAAUCCAAAGGUACGGGCUCCUUACUACAAUACUACUACAUAUUUGUCGAAGCAUGUGUAUGCACGCCUCCACACAUUAUUUAUGCUUGUGCUGAGAUGUACAAUGUCUACACUUUCUUGAAGACCUUAACUGAACUUGGAAAAUGUACAUACAUUAGAUAACCCAUAUCCAUGUUCAAGUGUUCCACCAACAUCAACUAGAAAGUAAAAACCAAUCGGGCCGGCCCGUUGGGCUUGGGCCGGGCUCGGACCGGGCUCAGGCCUCGUUCCUGUAAAAUUGUUCGGACCUCGGCCCGGCCCGAAGCCCGGAAAAAAAUUUCGGGCCGGGCUUGUGUAGGGGUGUGGCCCGGCCCGGCCCGGCCCACUUCCAACCCUAAGUACGAGGAGGGUUCUGAUUCCCAAUCCGUCAAAACAGAUCCAGGCUAUAAGAGGAGCCAAUCGAUGAGAGAGGAAGUUAGCAAGGGUGGCAACCAAAUAGGAUCUAUAUUUGGGACUUUUACUACCAAGACGAGAAAUAAGCCCAAAUAUAUACCAGCAAGGACUACCAUUCAUGACUUAGAUUCAUGUAUCUUUCCCACUAAAGACUCAAAAUAGCAAAGAUUGAUUCUAUACUCAUCAAGGAUAGGAAAAAAGACUAGUGAAGAGUAGAGUUGAUCAUGGACCGAGCCUCAGGCCUAAACUCUAUUCAUUUUUAAUCGAGCUUCGGGCCGGCCAAUGUAAAAUUUGACAAUUUUAGUGCCCAAGCCUAGCUCAUGAUCAGCUUUAGUGAAGAACUAUAGCCAAAUACCUACAAAUGCCGUAGACAAUAGCUGCUACUAUUAUGCUAUUAACUCGAUAUAGAAAACCGAUCAAAGUAUUCAUCAUCUUGGGCCAAAAGAUAUCUAUAUGAGAUGCUUGAUAGUAACAAAGAAGAGCUAGAGAGAUGGAUCGCCUCGUACCAUAUCAAGUAGGACUCUCACAAUGUGACAUUAAUGCAUGAUGGCCAUAUAGAACCCAAUAGGCAAAGCAUUAUUAAUUUUUUGAUAUAUUGUGGCAAAAAGACAUCCUUUUAUAAGUUAGUUGAUACUUCCGACAAGGUGCACAACACCCUGUACAUCCUGAGCUUGAUGGAGAAGGUAACUGAUCAGAUAGUGGAGAAGCAUGUCAUGCACGUGGUUGCCGAUAAUGGACCUAGUACAAGGCUGUUGGGGAUAUGUUGAUGAUCAGGAGGCCACAUAUUUUAUGGUUCAUGUGCUGCACGCUACACGGACCUGCACUAACGGACAUUACUAUAAUCUACAAGGUGAAGAAGGUGGUGGAGACAAUAUGUAGGCCCACAGUCACAUUUCGAUUGCAAGUCCAUAGGUUCUCCAUUUUAACACCUGAUUUGGCUGUAUUAAGGUGAUUAGGUCCUCCGCUAGAAAAGAUUCCCUGAAGCGGAUGUGAAGUAACCCAACCUAGACUUUUUAAUCAUAAAGUCCACGACAAUAUUCAUUUUUAUGGGGAUCUAUUUAAAAACCACAAUGCUUAGCAAAUAGAACACCAUGUGCGAGCAUGGCUUUAGUACCUUAAUGCAAUAAGCUCCUACCAAAUCAGAAUUUGGAAUGGCUGAGUCAACUCAAAUUGAUUGAAUUUCAAAUCGAUUCAGUGUUUGGCUAACACUUCCUGAUUCCCAACUUAUGCAUUGGCUGAAUCAAGAACUUGGAUUUUUAUUCGGGUUAAACUGAAUCCUCCAACUCAGUUAGGUCAUGUUAUGAUAAAAUGGCUGAUUAAGUUUUAAUUAAUUACAUAUUAAAUAUAUCAAUUAUUGAUUCUAGUGAUCUAAAAUAGCUGUAUCAAUUAAAAAAAGAAACAAGGUGUUGAUAACACCAACCCUGAAGACUAAUUAGGAAGGGAAUAUUAAUCCUGAUUGCUAUAUUAGCUAUCCUGUUUUGUCAUACACUACUACCACGAUGCUGACCACCAAGUCACUUAUAUACCUCGAAAAUGCAAAAUCUUCAGCCCCCUCUUAUUGGCAGCCAUACAAACAUCACCAGUCACACCCCCCCCAACCACCCUCUCCACUAUCAUUCAUUACAACCCUGUAGACACUGCUGCCACCUCCCUUGGCUUAUUCCCACCCUCCAUUUGCCAUGUCAGCAAUCCACUAUGAAGAGGUCCACCCCAUCAUCAUUCAUAAACUUCUUUGCCACCCACACCAUUGCAGUUACCUAUCAUUAUCCACAACCUACUCACUAGGGAAGUGCACACAACCAGCAGGCUCCACAAUACUGUGUGCAAACACUAGCCAUAGUGGCGACUAAACUUGCCAAAUGAAUUCACUAUGAAUAAGUCCAUCCCCACCAUCCUUCAUAAGCACCUUUGCCUCCCACACCAUUACAGUUACCUAUCACUGCCUGCCAUUCAUGUUGCAUAACCGUCUCAUAUUCCUCCACAACCCACUCAUUAGGAAGAAGAUGCACCCAAUUAGCAGGUUUCAUGAUGAGUUGCAUCCCAACACUGGCCAUGGUAGUGACUAAACCUGCCAAAUCAAUUUCUGCAUGCAUACAUGCAUACAUACAUAUACAUAUUCAUAGAUGCAUGCAUGCAUGCAUAAAAUACAUGCAUACAUGUGCACAAGUGGUAAAAUGGUAGAUUCGUAUCAGAUUUUAAUGGGAUGAAAAUGUGGGUAUGGUAGAAGAUAAGUCGGAUGGCUUUGUGGACAAGUAAAUGUUGAUUUGAACCAUGAAACUUUUGUCCAAUCCUGAGUUUUUACUGAGCUACAGAACACUGGCUUCAGAAAUGGGUUAUAUAUUAUUUAAGAAGUAUUGUUAUUACUAUAUUAGUUUAUUGAGUCCUGAAAUUCAAGACUAGCCAGGGACUUGAUGCAUUAAUGGACUGCAAAUCAUUACAAUCAUCUUCAGAUUUAAUUCUUUGUUUAUAUUGUUCUUUUUGUUAUUUCUGACUGUUUAAUCAUAAAGUAGGUUUAUUGAGUCAAAGGCAGAUUAGAAGAUUUCAAACUUUAUUUGUUGACUCAAUGACCCAUAGUACUGGUAUUAAUGUUCGCUGAUGCUACAAUAACCAUGAAUAACAAAUCUUACUUAAAAGAAGUAGAUUUAGGAUUUGUAUUGCCUUAUUAGGACUUUUUUUGGCUGAUCUGUUUCCAAGUAGAGGAAAUCUAAUCAGGAAGGCAAGGUAGCUGUUUCAGGCCUGUUUUCUGGUGAUUUUUCAGUUGUAUGCGAAUUUCAAAAGAAAAACAA
This is a messenger RNA of Phoenix dactylifera (date palm), 6787 nucleotides long. The record is from RefSeq and is a predicted model, not a curated record. Lineage: Eukaryota; Viridiplantae; Streptophyta; Magnoliopsida; Arecales; Arecaceae.